GUUUCGCGACUGGCCAGAGGUGCCUCGAGGUGAAUCUUUCGUUCGUUCGCCAGUAUAUUCGUCGUUCACAGAGUCGCUGAUUUUCAUUUUCAUUUUACGCGCGUCUCCGUUGUUCCAGUGCGAGUUCGUGUGAUUUUACGCGGUUCCGUUUUUCUUCAGCUUCGACGUGGAUGGAACGUAUCUACACAAAUAUGUGUACAUCUUCAGACCCCAACUCUGGUGUGCUGGAAUAAGGCUCUGCUGCUGCCAGCAGUAUGACCCGGAUUCUGGUCAGGCACCAACCAAGUGGAAAUCGCCCGUUUCUACACUGAUAUCGAGAGAAAUCACGAGCGGAGGAUGCGAGGUCGCGAGAGGGCAAGGGAUGUCCAGUUGGACGCGGGAAGGUCGUCGCGCCGCUGAACCCUCUGGCUUGCUGAAUGGAAUGGCAAGGCGUGCGUCGUGGCGUCGCGUUGCGUCGGGAAACGAGACAAGCGGACACAAGAAACACGCGCCGUAGACCUUAACAAGCGUACCGGAAACGCGCCGUGAAACGAGACGAGGAAAAAUGGCGCGGCUUCUAUUCGCUUUAGCGUUGUCUCUGUUGGUGGGUGGCGGGAUGCUACAAAAGGGGGGCGUAACGAGGGGCGGCAGCGGUAUUCAGAUCGGUACCAGCGAGCGGGGAACGCACGCGAAGGGCACGGGCCUCCUCGGCGGCCGGGGUCACUCGGGGGUAAAGCUAGGCGAGGCGAGAUUCCCAAACUCCACGAGACAGAGACCGUUCACCACAUCGACCACCACGCCCUUGCCGCCGCCGCCGCCGCCUAAGUUCACCCACGCACCGAAUUCCGCUGAGGGGAACAUUACCACCUUGAGGGUAGGCAUGAUGGUUCCGCACAAGUCCUUCGCCGUGAGGGAGUACACGAAAGCGGUAACUUCGGCUGUUCAUACGCUGCAGAAGAGCACCAGGGGCCCGAAACUACGACUCUUCGAGCGAUACGACAUUCACGUGAAAGUGGCCAUGAAAUCGCUGACGCCAAGUCCGACUGAGAUACUGAAAUCGUUGUGCAAGGAAUUUUUACCGGUAAACGUGUCUGCCAUCCUGUACCUGAUGAAUUACGAAAAGUAUGGCCGCAGUACUGCCAGUGCUCAAUACUUUCUACAGUUAGCCGGUUACUUGGGAAUUCCAGUGAUCGCCUGGAACGCGGAUAACUCCGGAUUAGAGCGGAGGGCCUCGCAGAGCAAUCUGCAGCUGCAGUUAGCACCGUCGCUGGAGCAUCAGACCGCCGCGAUGCUGAGCAUCCUCGAGAGGUACAAAUGGCACCAAUUCAGCGUGAUCACCUCGCAGAUUGCCGGACACGACGAUUUCGUGCAGGCGAUACGGGAGCGAAUCUCCGAGAUGCAGGACACCUUCAAGUUCACGAUACUGAACGCGAUCCUAGUGACCGACCCGCGGGACCUGCUCGAGCUGGUCAACAGCGAGUCCAGGGUGAUGCUGCUGUACGCGACCAGGGAGGAGGCAGUCAGGAUCUUGGCAGCGGCGCACGACUACAAGAUCACCGGCGAGAACUACGUAUGGGUGGUGACACAGAGCGUCAUCGAGAAUCUGCAGACGCCCAGCCAGUUCCCGGUUGGAAUGCUCGGAGUUCAUUUUGACACGAGCACGGACAGCCUGGUCAGCGAAAUCACGACCGCGGUGAAGGUUUAUGCAUACGGAGUGGAAGAUUUCCUGAAGAAUACGGCCAACAGGAAUCUGAGUCUGAACACUCAGUUGAGCUGCGAGGGAAGCGGAGAGUCCCGCUGGAAGACUGGCGACUUGUUUUUCAAGUACUUGAAGAACGUCUCGGUAGAGGGUGAUCAGGGUAAGCCGAACGUGGAAUUCACUCAGGACGGCGUUCUGAAGGCGGCCGAACUGAAAAUCAUGAAUCUUCGUCCGGGAGUGAGCAAACAACUCGUUUGGGAGGAGAUCGGUGUCUGGAAGUCUUGGGAGAAGGAGGGGUUGGACAUCAAGGACAUCGUCUGGCCAGGGAACACCCACACGCCACCUCAAGGAGUGCCUGAGAAGUUUUAUUUGAAAAUAACUUUCCUGGAGGAACCGCCCUACAUCAACCUCGCACCGCCAGAUCCCGUCAGCGGGAAAUGUCUGGUGGAUCGUGGCGUUCACUGUCGAGUGGCCAAGGAUUCCGACAUGGUCGAGAUGGACCUUCAAUCGGCACAGAAGAACGAGAGCUUCUAUCAAUGCUGCAGCGGAUUCUGCAUCGACCUGCUUCAGAAGUUCUCCGAAGAAAUCGGCUUCACUUACGAGCUCGUUAGAGUGGAAGACGGCAAAUGGGGCACGUUAGAGAAUGGAAAAUGGAACGGUCUGAUAGCUGACCUCGUGAAUCGAAAGACGGACAUGGUGAUGACGUCUCUAAUGAUUAACGCGGAAAGAGAAGCCGUGGUUGAUUUCACGGUGCCAUACAUGGAAACUGGCAUCGCGAUUGUGGUUGCAAAGAGGACUGGUAUUAUAUCUCCCACUGCCUUCCUUGAACCAUUCGACACCGCGUCUUGGAUGCUAGUCGGCAUCGUCGCCAUACACGCGGCCACUGUUAUGAUACUGCUAUUCGAAUGGUUGUCACCGUCCGGUUUCAACAUGAAGGUAAACCCUUCAGGCGCUGCGCAGAAACCGAAGAACCCGUCGCCUAACCAUCGAUUCUCCUUCUGUCGGACGUACUGGCUGGUUUGGGCCGUAUUAUUUCAGGCAGCCGUCCAUAUCGAUUCUCCCAGAGGAUUCACAUCCAGAUUCAUGACGAACGUGUGGGCGUUGUUCGCCGUGGUAUUUCUCGCCAUUUACACUGCCAACCUGGCCGCCUUUAUGAUAACGAGAGAGGAGUUUCACGAGUUCACUGGCAUCGACGAUCUCCGCCUGGCCAAGCCGAUGUCCCACAAGCCUAUGUUCAAGUUCGGUACGAUACCGUGGAGCCACACAGACAGCACCCUGGCGAAGUACUUCAAAGAAAUGCACACGUACAUGAAGAAAUUCAACAAGAGCAGCGUCGCCGAGGGGAUCGAGGCGGUCAUCAGCGGGUAAGCGUGACAAAUGGCAUGCGCCCGUUCUGUUGGCCUCGGAAUUGCUAGUUUACCAUUAUGCUUACGACGGAACUCGGAACGGUUUAUCGCACUUAAUGAGUACGCAUUAUGUAUUCGUGGCUCGUUAUCGAAGUUCCCGAACUAGAGUUACUCGUCUAAUCUCUGGGAGCAAUAUGGGAAUACGAAAAUUCCAGGGGACUUGGAACGUCUGAGGCGAUACUGGAUGACAGGGACCUGCAAGCCUGGCAAAGAAGUGCAAAAGAGCAGCGAUCCCUUGGCGCUGGAACAGUUCUUGUCUGCGUUCCUAUUAUUGAUGAUGGGUAUUCUUCUGGCCGCAGUCUUUCUGCUCGUGGAAUAUUUGUACUUCAAAUACGUCAGAAACCAUCUGGCGCGUAGCGACGGCGGUGGCUGUUGCGCGCUUUUCAGCCUGAGUAUGGGAAAAUCGUUGACCUUUCGCGGGGCAGUGUAUGAAGCGCAGGACAUUUUGAGGUACCACAGAUGCAGGGACCCCAUAUGUGACACGCACUUGUGGAAAGUGAAGCAUGAACUGGACAUGGCCAGGAUCAGGAUACGACAGCUGGAGAAGGACCUGGAAGCGCACGGGAUAAAACCUACUCAGGCGAAGAGGAAAACCGGAAGCCUCGGCUGGUGGCGAGGAUGCUUUCAAAGCUCGGACCGCCAUACACAAGCGGAAUCGUUGGCGGUGGAAGCUCCGCAUCCGCUACCGCCAUACUUCGAUUCGUAAGUCCAUUCGCAACGCCCACAACAACGCAACGUAAGAAUCCACGCGACCUAUGCAGGCGACGUAGGAACUGGCGCAAAUAAAUACUUCCCGAUGCAUCGUCGAAUGGCGACCAACGAUUUCGCAGCGUGUUCAGCGCUUUUUCAAAACAUUUCGUCACCAUACUCGCGCGCUCGGUUUCUCAACGCCUCUCUAGAUUUAAUCAUGUGAAAUUCAUAUCAAUUUUUUAUUCUUUUCUUGUCGUAAAGACAAU
Messenger RNA from Ceratina calcarata, 4040 nucleotides. RefSeq names its product glutamate ionotropic receptor NMDA type subunit 2 (gene Nmdar2). Gene Ontology annotation, molecular function: ligand-gated monoatomic ion channel activity; signaling receptor activity. Gene Ontology annotation, cellular component: membrane. The transcript is spliced from 17 exons. NCBI's taxonomy places the organism in Eukaryota, Metazoa, Arthropoda, Insecta, Hymenoptera, Apidae. Gene Ontology annotation, biological process: monoatomic ion transport. The record is from RefSeq and is a predicted model, not a curated record.